Molecule: messenger RNA, 1437 nt
Organism: Acipenser ruthenus (sterlet)
Lineage: Eukaryota; Metazoa; Chordata; Actinopteri; Acipenseriformes; Acipenseridae
Product: group XIIB secretory phospholipase A2-like protein
Exons: 4
Coding region: 87-698 (203 amino acids)
Biological process (GO): cholesterol homeostasis; arachidonate secretion; triglyceride homeostasis
Cellular component (GO): extracellular region
Molecular function (GO): calcium ion binding; A2-type glycerophospholipase activity
Source: RefSeq, a predicted model, not a curated record
UUGAUCUCUGCUCUCUCACUCCCUCCCUGAAUAACUCCCAGGUCAGCACGUAUUCUACUGAACGGAUUCCUCCAUCUCGUAUAGCCAUGAAAAUGCCUGUCCCUGUCCUCCUGCUCCUCUGCCUCUCUCUGGGACUCGUGUCCUCCCAGGAGGCAGAUCAAGCUACUCCCGCGCCGGCACAGACCCUCAACAACACAGAGGAGGAAUCAGACUGGGGCAUUGGGAGCGUCCGGGACGGCUUUGAGACAGUCAGUGGAUACUUCGACUCGUUCCUGGAGCUGCUGGGGGGGCGUAAUGGGGUCUGCCAGUACCGCUGCAGAUUUGGAAAGGCUCCCCUGCCCAGGCCAGACUACAAGAGCCCCGAGCCCAACGGCUGCAGCUCCUAUUUCCUGGGACUCCAGAUACCAGAAACUCUUGGCCUGGGCAUCCCGGCUAUGACCAAGUGCUGUAACCAGCUGGACCACUGCUACGACACGUGCGGCACCAACAAGUACCGCUGCGACACCAAGUUCCGCUGGUGCCUCUACGGGAUCUGCUCCGACCUCAAGAAGAGCCUGGGCCUUGUGUCAAAGGUCGAAGCUUGUGAGUCGGUAGCAGACACCCUGUUUAAUACGGUCUGGACGCUGGGCUGCAAACCAUUCAUGAACAGCCAGAGGGCAGCCUGUAUCUGUGACGAGGAGGAGAAAGAGGAACUGUAAAGCCAAGGACAGCCGUGCCAGUACCGGAGAGGCAUUCCUGCACUAUCAACACAGGCUAUAACAUGAAAUAAUACAAUAAGAAACACUAUGUUAAAACUGUUCUUCACAGAGACCAGUGCAGUCAAAAACUAGAUUAAAAAGGAAUGUCUACAAUUGUGACUAAACUACAGACUAUGGAUUUUUCCGGAUUGUUGUGAUACUGGGUACCCUUAAGGAAUGCUGACCAGUUCCAGCCAACCAGACUUUCAAAUUCUUGGGCCUAUAGACACUUAAUAAAAUAUACAAUGGGCAUAUAGCUUUGUGACUCCUAAGGGGCAGACUAUGGUCUUUUUCAUAGGUAAGAAUAGGACACUGAUCCUAGGCUCAAUAACAAACGACACAAUGGCACAUCAGGGGCGCUAAGAGUCUGCUGGCCUGGUAAGCCACCUUAAUCAACUCCUUCAUAAUGCUCUCUUGUUGCUGUAGUCGUCUUCACGCUGUUUGCAAACAAAUCCCAAAUUUUAGCUUAAAUGUGUCAUUAGUUUUUCUCAAUACAGACUCCAGUUAAACGGCUGGUUCGACGUGUCAUCCCCAUGUUUUGUGGGAGCCAGGUUCUAUUUAUGUGUUUUUAAUAAUAAUUCAAUAUAUUUGUUUGUAUAGGAAGUGUGUGGAGAUUUUUUUUUUUUUGGUAUGUGUGUAAUGAAUGUUUUCUACAAAAAUAAUUAAUAAAAGUGUUUUAGAUAACAAAUGCAAAAGAGAA